Olea europaea var. sylvestris is the source of this 1928-nucleotide messenger RNA. RefSeq names its product splicing factor U2af large subunit B-like. The coding region runs from base 132 to 1754 and encodes 540 amino acids. Gene Ontology annotation, biological process: mRNA processing. Gene Ontology annotation, molecular function: poly-pyrimidine tract binding; pre-mRNA 3'-splice site binding. The transcript is spliced from 18 exons. Gene Ontology annotation, cellular component: nuclear speck; commitment complex; nucleus. The record is from RefSeq and is a predicted model, not a curated record. Lineage: Eukaryota; Viridiplantae; Streptophyta; Magnoliopsida; Lamiales; Oleaceae.
CAAGGCCUAAAACAUUUAUGAGUAGCAAAGAAUUUGCCAGUGCAGAGUGCUGGCACUGACGAGCUCGGGGCCAAAUAUACUCAUUCUUCUUCUGUGGAAAUCUUAAAUUAGGGUUGCGGUUAGGGUUCAAGAUGCCUCGUUACAGUGGAAAAGAUGACAGGAGAUCAAUACCGUACGAUUCGUCCAAAGAUCGGAGUUCUCGUCAUCAUAAGGACGAAUUUCUUGAGUUAGAUGACAAAAGAUUAAAGAGAAGAGAGUGGAAUCAAGAUAGGACGAACUAUUCCAGAGACCAUGGGAACAGUUCGAGAAAUUACAGAGGAAGAAGCAAAUAUGAGGAUCAUGGUCGUCCACGGAAUUAUGAAUUUGGCAGGCAUCAUAAUUAUGACAAGGACAGAGAAAAGCAUCAUAGACAAAGAUCACCCUCUCGGUCAGAUGAUGAAUCUCAUAAGCAAUCUAGAUCUUUGUCAAAUUCUCCUUCUCGUCCACGGAGCAAGCGGACAACUGGCUUUGACAUGGCUCCACAAUAUACUGCUCCAUUGCUUGGAGUCUCAGAACAAUUGAAAGGGUUUCCCCUAGCUCCUGAAGCAGUCUCUGGAAUGUUUCAUAGCAUGUUUACCUCUGAGACAACUCAGGUUAACCAGUUGGGUUACAGUCCAUUGUUGCCAAUCCAAGCCAUGAGUCAGCAGGCUACAAGGCAUGCACGUCGAGUGUAUGUUGGUGGCCUUCCACCAUUGGCUAAUGAGCAGACAAUUGCAAAGUUUUUCAGCUUUAUUAUGACUGCAAUUGGAGGAAAUUCUGCUGGUACAGGUGAUGCGGUUGUAAAUGUGUACAUUAAUCAUGAAAAGAAGUUUGCAUUUGUGGAGAUGAGAACUGUUGAAGAAGCAAGUAACGCUAUGGCGCUUGAUGGAAUUGUGUUCGAGGGUGUUUCUGUAAGAGUUCGAAGACCUACAGACUAUAAUCCUUCAUUGGCUGCAGUGCUUGGUCCCAGCCAACCAAGCCCUCACCUCAAUUUAGCUGCUGCUGGACUUACACCAGGCAUUACUGGUGAAACCGAGGGAGCUGAUCGUAUAUUUCUUGGUGGGGUACCGUACUAUCUCUCUGAAACCCAGAUAAAAGAAUUGUUGGAGUCUUUCGGGCCUUUGCGUGGUUUUGACCUUGUUAAAGAUAGGGAGACAGGGAAUUCCAAAGGAUAUGGUUUCUGCAUCUAUAAGGAUCCUGCUGCAACAGAUAUUGCUUGUGCUGCUUUAAAUGGCUUAAAAAUGGGUGAUAAAACCCUGACUGUUCGCCGGGCGACCAUGAGCGGGCAUGUGAAAACAGACCGGGAGGAUUUGUUAGCUCAGGCACAGCAGCAUAUAGCCAUGCAGAAGGAAACGGCUUUUGGAGCUGGCCUUAUGAAUCUUUCGGGCGUGGAAAGUGAAGUAAUGAUAACUGCAGAAACUCCAUCAAAGGUUUUGUGCUUAACGGAGGUAAUUAGUACAGACGAGUUGAUGAAUGAUGGAGAAUAUGAAGAAAUUCUUGAGGAUAUGAAAGAAGAAGGCCAAAAGUUUGGAGAGUUGAUUGAUGUUGUAAUUCCGCGGCCUAUACCAAAUGCCACCCUAAGUCAUGGUCUUGGAAAGGUCUUUUUGGAGUAUUCUGAUACCGCUGGUUGUUCUAAAGCAAGGGCUGCACUUAGUGGCAGGAAAUUUGGAGGCAAUACUGUGAGUGCUGUAUAUUAUCCAGAAGACAAAUAUUAUGACAGAGACUAUGCUUCAUGACUUCAUAUACACUUAUCUUUUGUGCUCUAAUUUGGAGGUUAUAGUGUUUGUAAUUAACAAGGCUAAGUAAAACUCGCGCACAAUUGUAAAAGAUGUACUUCUCAAUGAUUAAAAACAUUUUGUAAAUGGCCAAAGUUAAUUGCUAGUUCUAUUGUAUUUUAUCGUUCUUUCUUA